GGUCAGUGUAAUGUUCAUUCUAGUCCUGUAAUUUAAGAUCCUACAAACGUGCUUAAUUUUCAUGAUAAAGAUGAACAUGAUAUUAAAAGUGCUCAGCGUCGCAAUAUUUCUUCCAAUUGUCGUGUAUUCUCUGACACAGCUAUCGGACAGAUUCCGGACAGAAUAUGUCUGUGACAUGGACUAUGGACAGAUUUUAGAGGCGACCGGUGCCCGCAGUGUAUUGUCUUGCGGAGGAACAUGUUCCCGGAGAACGGACUGUCGGUCCUUUGUUUUCAAUCCCCAGGACAAGAUGUGCCAAUUAAACUCCCAGAUUCUCCUGAAUCCAACCUACGGAUGUCCCGUCGUAGUCAAAUACGGUUACUUUUUGAGUUCGAAUCCCGGAUUGAUAGCUUUGCCACCAUUUGAAGGAAAACUUGUUGGCGAAUCAUGCGUUGAUAGCAUAGAGUGCGUAGAAAAUUUUACAGAAUGCAGUGUAACUAACGAGUGUAUGUGCAUACCAGGAUAUGUUUACGAUUAUGCAAACCGCACAUGUAUUUUCAUAAUGGACUGUCUAGCGUAUGGAAUAACGUUUCAGAUGUCAGAAACGACAGAAUACAAGCUCACUGUGGACAUUCUUCUAAACAAUGCCACGGAGGACGAAUGUAGGGCUAUAUGUUUGACCACUACACAAUUCACAUGCCGUAUAUUUGAGUUCAGCUAUAAGAGAAUGGAAUGUAAAGUUUUUUCCUUAGACACAAUUCCGAGAACAAACGUAAUUGAUGGAUACGACAAAGAGUACGAAACUUUUGUCUACGCACGUGACUGUGCACUUCCGGCUACGACCAUGUUUACGGCAUGUGACGUCAACAGUGAUUGUUUGGAACGUGAUUCGGUGUGCUUUCAGGGUAUUUGUCUCUGUAGGGUUGGCUUCAGCUAUGAUUCCGAGCGGAGGAAAUGCGUCUCAGAAUGCUUUCUUUACUCGAAACCAAUUACUGGAAACUCUUACCAAAGGAUAUCCGGGAUCUACAUUACAAACUUCAAUUUCUCUAGAACAUAUCCAGUUCAAAGUGGUCCGGAAUGCCUGAAUUACUGUACGUCGGAUACCAACAUCAGUUGUGUAAGCUUUAUGACAGACAUGACUUCCAAUACAUGCUACCUGUCGGAACAAACGCUCGGUGUAUACCCAGACGCCAGCUUCAUAUCAAAUUUUGCCUACACUAUUGUACAGUUGGACUGCGAGCCAAUGACCUCACCCAUCGAAAUGAUCCCGUGCUAUGGGAAUGUGUGUUCCGCUACCAACAGCGAAUGUCGCAACGGUGUAUGCAAAUGUGUGCAAGGCUUACGGUAUCAGCCAUCUCUAGACCAGUGCACGGAAACAUGUACAGAGAUGUACGGAAACACCUUCCAGACCAUCCUUGAUUUCCAUGUCGAUCAACACAAUGAAGUCACUUUAAAUAUGACGUCAAAUGACGUCAUCAAUGAAUGCAAGGCUGCGUGUGUGAAAGAAGACAGUUUUGUUUGUCUAAUGGCAGAGAUAAACUUCACAACAAAUGAAUGUACAUUGUCAUCUGAGGCCUACACGCAAAUAUGGUCAGUUUAUAAACUAACAGAUAUUAACUACGUCACAAUGAUAAGAGAUUGUGCCUAAUGAAGGUUGUUUUGUUUUUGUUUGUUUGUUUGUUUGUUGUUGUUCUUUGUGGGGUUUUUGGUUUGUGUGUUUGUUCGUUCGUUUAUUUGGUCGUUCGUUUGUUUGUUUGUUCGUUCGUUCGUUCGUUCGGGUUUUUAAUAUUUAUGUCUUAUUUUAUUUUACACGCUAAUAUGGACAGUUUAUAAACUAACAGAUAUUAACUACGUCACAAUGAUAAGAGAUUGUGCUUAAUGAAGGUUGUUUUGUUUUUGUUUGUUUGUUUGUUUGUUGUUGUUCUUUGUGGGGUUUUUGGUUUGUGUGUUUGUUCGUUCGUUUAUUUGGUCGUUCGUUUGUUUGUUUGUUCGUUCGUUCGGGUUUUUAAUAUUUAUGUCUUAUUGUAUUUUACACGCUAAUAUGGACAGUUUAUAAACUAACAGAUAUUAACUACGUCACAAUGAUUAGAGAUUGUGCUUAAUGAAGGUUGUUUUGUUUUUGUUUGUUUGUUUGUUUUUGUUGUU
This is a messenger RNA of Ruditapes philippinarum (Manila clam), 2124 nucleotides long. RefSeq lists its product as uncharacterized. The transcript has 6 exons. The coding region runs from base 62 to 1627 and encodes 521 amino acids. The record is from RefSeq and is a predicted model, not a curated record. NCBI's taxonomy places the organism in Eukaryota, Metazoa, Mollusca, Bivalvia, Venerida, Veneridae.